Messenger RNA from Ctenocephalides felis (cat flea), 763 nucleotides. RefSeq names its product peroxidase-like. Gene Ontology annotation, molecular function: heme binding; peroxidase activity. Gene Ontology annotation, biological process: response to oxidative stress. NCBI's taxonomy places the organism in Eukaryota, Metazoa, Arthropoda, Insecta, Siphonaptera, Pulicidae. The record is from RefSeq and is a predicted model, not a curated record.
UAAUAAAAUUCGCGUAAAUUAUUUAUUAAAACAAAAGUGCCAAUUAAAUCAAUUUUGCAUAAUUUCGCGUAUAAUAAAGUGUGUGUGUGAAAAAUUUGACUCUGCAAUUUUGCGAAGAAAUGCUGACAUCAUGCAGCCUGAGAGAUCAUCAUGCGAACCUCUGCCAGGUGCCACUUCGUGCCACUGGCAUGCGUUCUUAGUUUGGUGGCAGCAACUGCAGCUAGUGCAGUGUCAUAUAACAUUCACGUGAAUCAUGGUUCUGGUAAACAUGCUGCCAGGCCACGUUCAGUAAACCCUCUUUCAUCUAAGCAUGCUUAUUUGAAUUAUUUCCGUGGACCACAAGUUACUUAUCUGCACGAGCCUCAAGACCCAUUCGGUUACCCUUCUGGUGGCGAUUUGCCAAACGAGCCUUGGAACUAUAUAGCACCUCAAGAGGCUACUGACCAAAAUUGCGGCGCCCAACCUUUGUCUUGUCCACAUACUAAAUAUCGUUCUUUCGACGGAUCCUGCAACAAUCUAAAUCAACCUGGAAAAGGAAGUGCCAACAGCCGUUAUGGACGUCUAGUACCUCCAAUUUACAGUGACGGCGUUCAUGCACCAGCCACCUCCGCCUAUGGAAACGAGUUGCCAAAUCCUCGCGUGGUCAGCCUGCAAGUUUUUCCCGAUGGCGAUGAAAUGGACCCACUUUGGACCUUAGCCAACAUGCAAUGGGGUCAGAUCGUCACACAUGACAUGUCACUAUUGGCAGGCUCCACUCAGUCCA